AUGUCAAACAUUACAGAAACUUCAUCAACAGAAAAAUUGAUUUCAGCAUGUGGGGGUGCUUUAAUUACAUCGCUUAUGGUUACUCCAAUGGAUGUUGUUAAGAUGCGAAUGCAAACACAAAAUAUAUAUAACGCAGUUUGUUGUAUGGCUUUUAAUAACUGCAUUAAACAAGGCCUUCAAAUAAAUAGAAUUACUCGUGGACAACCCAUGUUAUAUGAUUGUGCAAUUUCAAUUACAAAUACUGCUACUAAUUCGAGGACAUCACCUGUCUUUAAAAAUACCUUUGAUGGAUUGUAUAAGAUUAUGAAAUAUGAAGGACCCAUGGCUUUAUGGAAAGGGUUAUCGCCUGCAUUAGUUAUGUCAGUACCAUCUAAUGUAAUUUAUUUUGUGGGAUAUGAUUAUUUAAAAGAUAUAAUUCAACCAGCAAUGGCAAUAUCAUCAUCAACAGAUUAUUCACCUUUAGUAGCAGGUGCCUUUGCUCGUACAAUAGCAGUAACUAUUAUUUCACCUAUUGAAUUAUUUCGCACAAGAUUACAAGCUGCAACUGCUGUACAUGAUUUUAAACAUGUAAUGGAAGGUGUGAAGAAAAUGGUUUUACAGGAUGGAUUACAAGCUUUAUGGAGAGGUUUACCGCCUACUUUAUGGCGGGAUGUACCAUUCUCUGCUAUUUACUGGAUGGGUUAUGAGCAAAUUAAAUAUCAACUUGAAGAUUAUUAUAGCUUAGGUGAACUUCAAGUUUCCUUUAUAUCAGGCGCAUUAUCUGGCAUGUUUGCUGCAACAAUAACAACUCCAUUUGAUGUAGCAAAGACAAGAAGACAAGUUGAUGCAGGCAGAGAAAAACCUUUAUUAAAAGAUUCACGAGUCCCCGGUAUUCUCAAACAAAUUUACAGACAAGAGGGUAUUCGUGGUUUAUUUAGUGGUUUAACACCUAGAGUAGCUAAAAUUGGACCUUCUUGCGCCAUUAUGAUUAGUAGUUAUGUGAUGGGGAAAACUUUUUUCUCCUCUAGAAAAUUAUCGUUCUAA
This is a messenger RNA of Cokeromyces recurvatus, 1023 nucleotides long. RefSeq names its product mitochondrial carrier domain-containing protein. NCBI's taxonomy places the organism in Eukaryota, Fungi, Mucoromycota, Mucoromycetes, Mucorales, Mucoraceae. The transcript is spliced from 5 exons. Bases 1 to 1023 code for a protein of 340 amino acids. The record is from RefSeq and is a predicted model, not a curated record. Gene Ontology annotation, biological process: mitochondrial transmembrane transport.